Nakaseomyces glabratus is the source of this 951-nucleotide messenger RNA. RefSeq names its product ethanolamine-phosphate cytidylyltransferase (gene ECT1). NCBI's taxonomy places the organism in Eukaryota, Fungi, Ascomycota, Saccharomycetes, Saccharomycetales, Saccharomycetaceae. Gene Ontology annotation, cellular component: cytoplasm. The record is from RefSeq and is a predicted model, not a curated record. Gene Ontology annotation, molecular function: ethanolamine-phosphate cytidylyltransferase activity. Gene Ontology annotation, biological process: phosphatidylethanolamine biosynthetic process.
AUGACUGUGCAUUUGUGGGAAGAGAAAGUUUGGAUAGACGGGUGCUUUGAUUUCACGCAUCACGGACACGCUGGUGUGUUCUUGCAAGCUCGGCAAACCAUCGACCCUGAGGUUAGCGGUGGCAACGACGCGCUGAUCUGCGGUAUCCACAGCGAUGAGGACAUACGCGUCAACAAGGGUUGUUUGCCGGUGAUGCAGGAGCGGGAGCGGUACGAGCAUGCGCGGGCGAACAGGUGGUGCGACCAGGUCAUAGAAGGUGCUCCCUACGUGACGCAUCCAGACGUGAUGAACAAGUACGGAUGCAUGUAUGUGGUGCAUGGGGAUGACAUUACUUUGGACAAAGACGGCAACGACUGCUACCAGGAGAUGAAGGACUGCGGCAGGUACAAGUGUGUGAAGCGUACCGCUGGUGUGAGCACGAGUGACAUAAUCCAGCGGAUCCUUACUGGGUCGCGUGACCACCACUCGCGUCCCGAUGAAGUUGUGACUCUGGAGGAGCUGACCAAGUACAGUUACGACCGUGACGGGUACGGCCCAGGCUGCACUGUGUAUAGAGAAACCCUGGACAAUAUAGUGGUACGGGGCAAGACCGUACCCGAGCGUCUAGUGAUAGUGGAGGGCAAUUUUGACCUAUUCCACAUUGGCCACAUCAGUAAGUUCAAGAAGAUCAGAGCUGAUCAUCCGGAUAGGCAUGUUAUUGUGAGUGUGCGUACGAACGAAGACGAUAUCAUGACGCUAAAGGAGAAAGCACUCAGUAUCCUGAGCUGCAAGUACAUCGACGGCGUGGUGCUUGAUUUAGACAUGGGCACUCUUGCCACCGACAUCGUCACCAUCCAGAUCGACGAUAUAGAUGGCGGUGAAUUCGACUACUUAACCAAGGAAACCAUAGUGAACAGGAUAAUAUCGCAAAGAGAUGAGUAUGUAUCGCGGAAUAAACGCAAGGGUUUCUAA